This is a messenger RNA of Gadus macrocephalus (Pacific cod), 1644 nucleotides long. Its product is annotated as cold-inducible RNA-binding protein-like. The record is from RefSeq and is a predicted model, not a curated record. The transcript has 8 exons. NCBI's taxonomy places the organism in Eukaryota, Metazoa, Chordata, Actinopteri, Gadiformes, Gadidae. Bases 171 to 665 code for a protein of 164 amino acids. Gene Ontology annotation, molecular function: RNA binding. Gene Ontology annotation, biological process: positive regulation of mRNA splicing, via spliceosome. Gene Ontology annotation, cellular component: spliceosomal complex.
GUGUUUGCGUGUUUGAGAGGAGAGCUGGGCGUGGCUUCACCCGGUGCGGGUCAUUUUAGUGAGGAAAACUGGGCGUGGCUACACCCGGUGCAGGUCCUUUUAGUGUCUACUCGUUCUUGCCUCAGGUUGCCCGCUACCGAUCUCCGCAGAAUAUAACGGCAGAACUCGCCAUGUCGUCAGACGAAGGGAAGCUAUUUGUCGGUGGUAUCAGUUUUGACACAACUGAACAGUCACUCGAAGACGUAUUUUCCAAAUAUGGUCCCAUCAGUGAAGUUGUUAUCAUCAAGCACAGGGAGACGCAGAGGUCCAGAGGCUUCGGCUUUAUCACCUUUGAGAAUCCCGAAGAUGCUAAGGAUGCUAUGAUCGCCAUGAAUGGAAAGUCCCUGGACGGUAGGCCGAUUCGCGUGGAUCAAGCCGGAAACUCCGGUGGUGGAAGUCGUUCCGGUGGAUACAGGGGGGGCAACAGCGGCGGCGGCGGCGGCGGUGACGGUGGCGGCUACAGGGGGGGACGCGGUGGCGGAGGAGGACGUGGACGUGGAUUCUCGUAUGGCAGUGGUGGUGGAGACAGAAGCUACAGUGGUGGUGGAGGUGGUGGAAGAGCACAAGGUGGCGGAUACGGUGAACGCUCAGGAGGAUUCGGUGCUGUGGUCACUGACGCCCACUGAGGCCACCUGUAGUUGAAAUUUGUUGGAAGAAACAAUAUGUUGACGGUCCAGUUUAGCACUACUGCUGAGUGGGUGCUACGGUAGGCUGUCUGCAGUCUGCAGCGACCGCCCGCGUUGAGUUACCCAAUAUCCAGGGUUCCUUACGAUGGUGACGAUGGUGGUUGGUAGCUCAGCUAAGUGGGUGUCGGUCUCCUAGGCAACACCCAUGUUCGCCCCCUCCCGCCCGCUCCCCCCCCCCCCCCCCCAACCCUUUCUCGCCUGCAACCCCCAUUUGAAUGACAGCGGACCUAGCUGGAAAUUCCGUUCUAGCGCAUCAACGAAAGAAAAAAACGAAACCAAUUCCAUAGAUAAAGAGCAGUCCUGGAUGAGUUCAGGGGAAGGUUGGCUCCCACGUCGAGCCGUCCUCACAGGUCCUUCUCCAAGUUUUUAUAACUUUUUUUUUUCUUCUUUUUGUUCCCAUCAGGCAGUCUCAUUUUUCUAAUUGAUCUUAAUAGAACACGUUUUAUGUUAUGCCUCAUUUUAUAUUAAAAAGAACAUGUUUUGAGUUAUGCGUCACUUUAUAGCGUUUGGUCUCCCAUGGCCCGGGCCCAGUCACACGUUGGUUCAGGCAGAGACGAGAGCCUCGGAGGGGAGGGAAUAUAUCUCGGCUGAAGAAUUGUCAUCUGUUAGGUGGUUUCGUAGCGCCCAUGGUCUCCCUAAUGAAGAAGGGGAAUUCAGCACUGUCCUUGUUUGCACUUUCUGUGCAAGGGAAUACAAGAGGACGAGGAAAUAAAUACGCUUUUAAAGACUUUUUUUUUAUUUUCUUAAUAGUCCAGUAAGUUCUUGCACUGGUUAAUUUGGUCACUGUCCUUCUUGGUUAGUUCUGUUACUUCUUGACUCGUCUGGAAAAUACACGAGUUUUAAUGUUCUCAUCAAUGCAUUUUUUUGUGCAUGCUUACAUUUUGUUUAUUUUUCCAAAAUAAAAUCCCUUAUGAAUGUU